Molecule: messenger RNA, 1514 nt
Organism: Doryrhamphus excisus (bluestripe pipefish)
Lineage: Eukaryota; Metazoa; Chordata; Actinopteri; Syngnathiformes; Syngnathidae
Gene: clrn2
Product: clarin 2
Source: RefSeq, a predicted model, not a curated record
GCAGGAUUGAGUUUCUCCCAGAAAGGGAUCCCUUUGACCGCCAUAGAUUCGGUUUCUCCUCGCCAAUGACUCACAGAAGCAACGCCUCUGACUGGGAUUAGCACGAUGGCCAUUCCCUUUCUAAUUUAACUUUAAUUUAUACACAGUAAACUCAUGGUGGUGGACGGGGGCUGUGCGAGGUCGCUCCCCGGCGUCGUGAUCCCUCUCCCGGGGAGACAUGGCUUCGUCGUGGUAGGAUGCCUUCGCUGUGGAAACGGAUAAGCUUCUCGGGCGCCUCGGUGCUGUGUGUCGGCUCCGUGGCCCUGCUGCUCGUGGCCCUGUCCACGGAGCGGUGGGUCACCGGAAGCAUCUUGUGCAAAACCGGGGCCGAGAUCGUCAACGCGUCCAACCCCGAGUUGGAUCUGUUCACCGGAGACGUGUACUAUGGUCUGUUCCGGGGAGGGAAGACGAAGAGGUGUGGACUCGGCACCAGACGCUCCAAAAUCCACAUCUUCCCGAAGCUCGUGCGCACGUUGAACGGUGGCCUUCACGUGAUGGUCAUCCUCUUCCUGCUGGCGGCCGUGUGCUUCGCGCUGGUCAGCCUGUCCUUCAGCAUCUACAACGCACGCAGAGUCCCCUACCAGAGCAUCAAGGGUCACAAGGGACUCUACCUCUGGAACGCCAUCGCUGCGCUGUUCGGCACCCUGGCAGUGCUCUGCUUCCUGGCGGCCCUGAGGCACCACAAUCUCACAGAGCGCGUGGCCAACUACCAGGAAAACCUCUUUGUCCUGGUCGUCCUGGACGACAGCGUGGACUGGUCCUUCUGGCUGAGCGUCGCCAGCGUUGCGACGCACAUCGCUGUCUGCGGAGUGGUGGCGAUGAGUCGCAUCAAGCUGCCUAAGCCGGAAGUCAAGAUGCCAGAGGAGCCCACCAUCUCAGCUCUGGACCUGCUCUACUGAUAUGAUGGUGCCAGUGAUGUGGUCUUUCUGAUUUGUCGUCAUAGAUGCUGUGUAGAUUUCCCUCUGCAAUAAUGCCAAGUACUUUAGAUGCGGAAUCACGACAAACACUGCUGUGAUUGGCUGGCCACCAGUCCAGGGUGGACCCCGCCUCUCGCCCCAAGACAGCUGGGAUAGGCUCCAGCAUGCCCGCGACCCUCGUGAGGAUAAGCGGUAGAAAAUUGAUGGAUGGAUGGUUUGCGUUCGCGUCGCUGUUCACACUCAGGACUGGAGUCCACUGGCAGGCGGACCGAGACCCAUCUGUCAGGAGGUUUGGGCUGCCUGUGGGUUCUGGUCUUGGUUGGGUGAACUGCAUCCACACGUGAUUAAACAAACCGUACGAGCAGAGCCAACGGACCUGAGUCUGUUAUAACCGGAGCAUAAAUGGCCAGAGUGGAGUAGGGUUGCCAACUUCCUGAAAAAUCAUGUUUUUGUGUGGGAAACCAAUUUUGUACUAUUUGACACAAACUUGAGUGAAUUUGCUGCAUGGUUUAGAAUGAGUUAGCUUAAUAGUGCAUUUGUGUCCAACCUCCAUCACUA